CGGCCCGUGGAGCUUCAAAAACGUGUGAGGAGAGAAGAGGGUGCAGACGGAGGUUCAGCCGCCAGUGUCCUCGGUGACAGCACCACCCGCCCCGUUGGCACCGUCGUCCUGCCAGAGCCCAGCAGCCGGCAUGUCCUCUGCUCACUUCAACCGAGGUCCCGCCUACGGGCUUUCCGCCGAGGUCAAGAACAAGCUGGCCCAGAAGUACGACCACCAGCGCGAGCAGGAGCUCAGGGAGUGGAUCGAGGGGGUGACCGGGCGCCGCAUCGGGAACAACUUCAUGGACGGCCUCAAGGACGGCAUCAUUCUCUGCGAGUUCAUCAACAAGCUCCAGCCGGGCUCCGUGAAGAAGGUAAACGAGUCGACCCAAAACUGGCACCAGCUCGAGAACAUCGGCAACUUCAUCAAGGCCAUCACCAAGUACGGGGUAAAGCCCCACGACAUCUUCGAGGCCAACGACCUGUUUGAGAACACCAACCACACCCAGGUGCAGUCCACCCUCCUGGCCCUGGCCAGCAUGGCCAAGACGAAAGGGAACAAGGUGAACGUGGGGGUCAAGUACGCAGAGAGGCAGGAGCGCAAGUUCGAGCCUGAGAAGCUCCGGGAAGGGCGGAACAUCAUCGGUCUGCAGAUGGGCACCAACAAGUUCGCCAGCCAGCAGGGCAUGACAGCCUACGGCACCCGGCGCCACCUCUACGACCCCAAGCUGGGCACGGACCAACCCCUGGACCAGGCCACCAUCAGCCUGCAGAUGGGCACUAACAAGGGGGCCAGCCAGGCUGGCAUGACGGCGCCGGGGACCAAGCGGCAGAUCUUCGAGCCGGGGCUGGGCAUGGAGCACUGUGACACGCUCAACGUCAGCCUGCAGAUGGGCAGCAACAAGGGGGCCUCGCAGCGGGGCAUGACGGUGUAUGGGCUGCCGCGCCAGGUCUACGACCCCAAGUACUGCCUGACGCCCGACGAGCUGGAGCUGGGCGGGCCGGCCCACAACCACCACCCGCACAACUACUACAACUCCGCCUAGGGCCGCAGAGCCCAGGAGGCUGGCUGCUGCUCCCAGCCCCUCUCCCUGCAUGGCACCCUCCGGCCCCGGCACCUGCCUACAGGGUUAGAGUUUGGGGAGCACUGACUGGGGCGCCUGGAGGGGGAAGGGGGCCCUUGGCCCUGCAGUACUGCAGGGUACGACAUAGAGCCUGGUGUCCCCAACGGGCCCUGGUGACGCACUGAGCAAAGCUAUUCCGGCUGUCCCCCGACUCCCUCACCAGUGGGUACCCCCAGGACCAGAAGCCCCCCCCCCCAAGCGAAGCCUCCAGAGCCCAGGCUCCCUGCCCCGCCCCGCAGCGGGAGCCGACUGCAUGCCCGGGACCCAGCGGCCACACGCGGUUUGGUUUGCAGCGACUGGCCUACGUGGACGUGCCAGCGGCGUUUGUGACGCGAGCACUUUCCUUUUUCUACUUCACUGGAGCACAAUAAACGGCUGUUCGAUCACCCGG
Tupaia belangeri chinensis (Chinese tree shrew) is the source of this 1493-nucleotide messenger RNA. It is a transcript of the gene CNN1, whose product is annotated as calponin 1. Gene Ontology annotation, molecular function: actin filament binding. Gene Ontology annotation, cellular component: actin cytoskeleton. NCBI's taxonomy places the organism in Eukaryota, Metazoa, Chordata, Mammalia, Scandentia, Tupaiidae. Gene Ontology annotation, biological process: actin filament organization; actomyosin structure organization. Bases 131 to 1024 code for a protein of 297 amino acids. The record is from RefSeq and is a predicted model, not a curated record. The transcript has 7 exons.